Molecule: messenger RNA, 6745 nt
Organism: Lutra lutra (Eurasian river otter)
Lineage: Eukaryota; Metazoa; Chordata; Mammalia; Carnivora; Mustelidae
Gene: PBX1
Product: PBX homeobox 1
Exons: 9
Coding region: 737-1918 (393 amino acids)
Biological process (GO): brain development; regulation of transcription by RNA polymerase II; embryonic organ development
Cellular component (GO): nucleus
Molecular function (GO): DNA-binding transcription factor activity, RNA polymerase II-specific; RNA polymerase II cis-regulatory region sequence-specific DNA binding
Source: RefSeq, a predicted model, not a curated record
CUCCUCCUCCUCCUCCUCCUCCUUCUCCUCCUCCUCCUCCUUCUCGCAGGCUGUGGUUUUUCUGUAUGUGUUUCUGGAGUCCUGAGCCUGAGCUAAACAAAAGCAGGAGGCUGACGGGGCUGCCGGAGUUUGCAGAGACACGGAGAAGGAGAGAGCCUGUGCUCUGCCUGCCGCCGCGGCCGGGGGAGAUCUGGCUUUUGCAACAGCCCACCCCCUUUGAGAUCACUCUGGCCCGGAGUGGGGGUGGGGGGCAGCGGGGGGUGGGGGGGAAAGUUUGCAUUGCAAUCCCCCUGCCUUCCUCUCCUUUCUCCCGAUCAAUGCAUAUUUGCAAAAGGAUUAAGCCACAGAUUUAAGCGCCGGGAGCCCAUUUCUGCCUUGCAAAGGAGACCGGACUGAAAAACCAAAAGCCAGCUCUGAUUUCUUUUCGUCAAGUGGGAAGGUGGUUUAUUUUUCUUGCUUUUUGGAGUCAACACCCUUCCCCACCAGCCCUUAUCCCCACCCUCACCCCGCAACCCCUUCACGCCCCCCUCCCCCUCCCCACUCCCCAUCCUCCCACCAGCCUCUAAAAGAGGCAAAGGGAUUUUUUUUUUUCUUUUGGUCUUCUUUUUUUCCCCCUUCCCUGUUUAUCCUGAAAAGGAUCUGAAGCCAGCUUGAAGGAUAAAAAGCCUUGGUGCUGCCCAGGAGCCGAGCCGAGGAGCAGAAGAGGAAGAGCCGGGGGCUGCCGUUGCCUUUGGAGAUGGACGAGCAGCCCAGGCUGAUGCAUUCCCAUGCUGGGGUCGGGAUGGCCGGACACCCCGGCCUGUCCCAGCACUUGCAGGACGGGGCCGGAGGGACCGAGGGGGAGGGCGGGAGGAAGCAGGACAUUGGAGACAUUUUACAGCAAAUUAUGACCAUCACAGACCAGAGUUUGGAUGAGGCGCAGGCCAGAAAACAUGCUUUAAACUGCCACAGAAUGAAGCCUGCCUUGUUUAAUGUGUUGUGUGAAAUCAAAGAAAAAACAGUCUUGAGUAUCCGGGGAGCCCAGGAGGAGGAGCCGACAGACCCCCAGCUGAUGCGACUGGACAACAUGCUGCUGGCGGAGGGGGUGGCAGGCCCCGAGAAGGGCGGUGGCUCAGCGGCGGCGGCGGCGGCAGCGGCGGCUUCGGGGGGCGCGGGCUCAGACAACUCAGUGGAGCACUCUGACUACAGAGCCAAGCUGUCCCAGAUCAGACAGAUCUACCACACGGAGCUGGAGAAGUACGAGCAGGCGUGCAACGAGUUUACCACCCACGUGAUGAACCUCCUGCGGGAGCAGAGCCGGACCAGGCCCAUCUCCCCGAAGGAGAUCGAGCGGAUGGUCAGCAUCAUUCACCGCAAGUUCAGCUCCAUCCAGAUGCAGCUCAAACAGAGCACGUGUGAGGCCGUCAUGAUCCUGCGCUCCCGGUUUCUGGACGCGCGGCGGAAGAGACGGAAUUUCAACAAGCAAGCGACGGAAAUCCUGAAUGAAUAUUUCUAUUCCCAUCUCAGCAACCCUUACCCCAGUGAGGAAGCCAAAGAGGAGUUAGCCAAGAAGUGUGGCAUCACAGUGUCCCAGGUGUCAAACUGGUUUGGAAAUAAACGAAUCCGGUACAAGAAGAACAUAGGUUCUUCCAGUUCUUUUAACAUGUCAAACUCUGGAGAUUUGUUCAUGGGCGUGCAGUCACUCAAUGGGGACUCUUACCAAGGGGCCCAGGUUGGAGCCAACGUGCAGUCACAGGUGGAUACCCUUCGCCAUGUUAUCAGCCAGACAGGAGGAUACAGUGACGGACUCGCAGCCAGUCAGAUGUACAGUCCGCAGGGCAUCAGUGCUAAUGGAGGUUGGCAGGAUGCUACUACCCCUUCAUCAGUGACCUCCCCUACAGAAGGCCCUGGCAGUGUUCACUCUGAUACCUCCAACUGAUCUCCCAGCAAUCGCAUCCCGGCUGACCCUGUGCCCCAGUCGGGACAGGGCCAGGAGGGAGGGUUUCUCUCCCAACGCUGAAGCGGUCAGACUGGAGGUCGAAGCAAUCAGCAAACACAAUAAGAGUCUCCUUCUCUUCUCUUCUUUGGGAUGCUAUUUCAGCCAAUCUGGACACUUCUUUAUACUCUCUUCCCUUUUUUUUCUGGGUAGAAGCCACCCUCCCUGCCUCCAGCUGUCAGCCUGGUGUCCGCCAUCUUUCCUGUCCCCUCCCUCCUCUGUCCUAGACUCCCUGGGUCCCUGCCCUCAUGACAUCAUGGAAGGAUAUUUUCAACAAUUAGAGGAAUUUAAAGAGGAAAGAAAAUACAAAGAAAAUAAUAAAUGUGUUUGUACGUUUUCAUGCUGGUGGUUUGAGGAGCCAAAUUUACCUCACUCGGAUCCCUCGCCCCCUCUGUUAACAGGCAGCCCUUCUCUUGUUUCUCUUCUUACUCUCACUACCUCUUAGCAGGAAUGCACCACAUUGCCCCACUCAUUCCAGGCCCCCUGCCCCCUCUUGCUCUUCCCUCCCUGGGCUGGUUCUGCUUAGAGCACUUCCUCCUCUUCCUUCCCAGCCCCAGCUAUGCCCCGGGGACUGCCAUAGCUGGGUUUCUAAAGGUGCCAUGUUUUCUAGUCUCAGCUCCACUAGGUGGAUUCCACGGCAGGAAGUCUAGCCUCCGAGAGGACGUAAGCAACAAGAAGGGCAGAAUUCUUGAAGGCUUCCUCCUUCUCCUAACAGCUCUUGGUUUCAGAGGCACAGUCUUUGGAGACCAUGCAACACUAGUAAGCAAUGUCCAAAACCUACUGCAAAGCCAGAUCUGAGUGGGCACGGUGUUGAACCACUAAGGAGUAGAAAGUUCUUAAUCUGCAGCCCUUCAACUAAUCCUACACACACACACACACACACACACACGCACACGCACACUCAGGCACAUGUCAGCACAUGCAUGGCCUCACACAUUCAUUUUCUCCCAUUCACUCAUGUGCCACAUGCAAAGACCCACAUUAAUAACCAGCAAUUUGCCUUGUGAGCCCAGGAGAGGGAAUUAGCAACUCUGAGUGAAGGUCUCUGGCGCAGAGACACAGUAUGUGCUGGGGCUUCUGGGACCUGUAGCCCCCCAGCAUGCCCACACACCAGAACGACAUCCAGAGGACUCCAUCAUAAUGGAGGCUGUUCCUGUUCCUGCCACCUCUGGAGCACUCAGGGAGUCACACCUAGUACUUACAAUGUCUGUAAUGGAUUUGGGUCUAUUCUGUUUUUUGGUUUUCUAUGGGGGCUUUGCAUUAAUUAUUCAAAGUGUUAACAUGGCACCACGUUCUUGUUCCAGAAGGGUUGGAGAAGAUCACGGCUUAGGCAGAUUUUGCUAGUUUCAUUUGAAGAUCUGGGAGCGAUGGGUUUCGAAAGGGGGAAGUAAUGUUUUGAGUGAAAUUGUCACAGUGACUUUCAUUUCCUUGGAAUAUCCGAGAGGAGAGUACUAGAAAGCCAUUUUGUAGUGUCACCUGAGCUUACCGUCCUCAUGGACAGCUGCCCCAGUGAAGAAGAUGGUGGCUCUGUAACCCGACUAUGAUGGGAGGUGGUCACAUCUCUCCAUGCCUCAUUUUGUUCAUCUGUAAAAUGAGGAUUAUGAUGCCUGGCUUACCAAGAGGCUGGUGAGAGACUGAAGGAAUUGGUUUCAUUCAUAUCCCAUCCGUAAAUGGGAAGUCAGGGGAAGUGUCAUCGCUGAGACAAAUGGGUUUGUGCCAUGGCAGGGCAACAUAAUGGUUUUCCUGUUCCAGUUUCGGGUUACCAUCAAUACCCUGAUGUCAUUGCUGUGAUGACAAAGAGAAGAAGGGGUAUUACUGUUGCUUUUUUGUUUGUUUUAGUCGGUUUGGUUUCAUAGACUAGAGCUAAGCCUCCACACUAGAAAAAUAGGACCUGGUUCUCUUAGUUUGUACUUGAAUCCAGUAUGUGGCCUUGUAGGUGCUUAGCCUCCUGUCCCAUCUACUCUGCUUGAGAGGCCUGUGGGUGAGAGAGAAGACGCUGAGGGGGAAGGGUGGCCCGCUAACAAGGUCAUGGAAAUGGUGCAUGGCGCUACAGUAAUGAACAGAAAUUGCUCCUGUGUAUAUGCUGGGGAGAGGGGAUACCUAAGAAAACAGAAGGUGUGUGAAUUUGAAGGAAAGGCAAAAAGUAAGUUUUUGGCAAGAUGGAAUUAUGCCUUGAUGACGAAGAGCAGUGGAGAGGCUGUGUCUACUGAUCUGUGCCCCCAAUCACAGCAGAGCUCAGUAGAGGGGCUUCCUGGCAGGAUCCAUCUUGUGACAACUCUGUAGUGGUAGAAGCAGUGGAGAACCUUGCUCAGUGUCAGGGGCACACAGGAGCACGGCUGGAUCACAUGCCUGACCACACAAAGUACAGAAGAGACCUGGAACGGUUCUCUUGGCAACAGGAAGAAGGAUUCCAGAUUUGGGUUGAAUGGUUGCCAUUUUAAGUUGAUGAAACAGAUCAGAGCAGAGCCACAUUUGCACAGUUUCUCUCCCCGAAGGAGUUUGCACGGAUUCUCACCUCGCCCAGCAUCUUCCCUCCCCACUCAGACCUUUCUGUUCCAGUUUCCCGCCCACCCCCACCAUGCCCACCAUCACGUCCAACAUGGCAGUCACCAGAUCCCCCUGAUAGUAAGCAAAGCAUGGGAACUCUGGCAGCAGAAGGAAGGGGAUGGAAAGAGCGUGCCUCUGGAAAUACAGCUCCCUGGGAAUUCCUAUUCGGUCAAUCCUACAGAUACCAAAAUGUACCCCAGGCCUCCUGCAUUUUCUAAUGGGAGUGGGAACUCCCCGUUGUCCCUGGCAGCCGAUUUCCCCUGAGUAAUACUAGCCCUUGGGAUUGCCCACCUUGUAACUCUCCAUCUCAUCCUCCUUUUCACCCCUAACUCUUCCCCCUGGCGUGGAACCGAUGCCUGUGCAGUACUUCUGCCAAGUGGCACCUUCCUUACAUUGACUUUCUUUAUUUUUUUCUUUUUUUAAAUUUUGCUGUGGUGGUGGUUCUUUAUUUGCUGGUUGCCUUCUCUCACAUACCUUCCCCCGCCCCCCAGCACCUUUUCCUUCUGAGUUUUAUUUUUCUGCCCAGAAAAACCUGACUUCGAUACCAAAAAAGAUGAAACUACAGAAACUCAAAUUUAAAAAAAACUUAAAAAAUACAAAAAAAUACUCAACAAUUCUUUGAGCUUUAUUAACAUUUUCCAUUGUUUCUUGCGACUUGUGUCUCGUUCUUUGUAGUAUUGAUGAUGAACAUUUGAUAAUGAAUGUUCUUGUAUAUUCAGAUAAAGAAAAAAAAAAAACCAAAAAAGCGGUCUGAAUUUAAUAGUGUUUAUAAUAAAAAUUUUAAAAAUGACCCUCACAGCACGCAAAACAGGAUGGGGGGCUCCCCCUCUUCUUUCUGUGACAAUACACAUCAUUCCUGCGUUCGUUUUUAACACCAAACUACCUACAUGAAUCAUUUCCCCAUUUUUCUUUUAUUUUCUUGCAUUUGUGAAUUAGUUCAAGAAUGCUAGAAAAGUGUCGAGUUGUGCACAUUCAUUUCCUGUUUCACAAUGUUUAAAAGUGACGGUAAUUCAUUUUGUAAACUAAAAAAAAAAAAAGGUUGGGAUAGUGAGCAUAAUAGGUACAACCUAACACGUUAUGUUUAUUAACUUUGAGACCCAGAAAUAAAUUCUUUUCUUUCUUUAUUUCUGCUCUUUAAAAUAUAAAAAAAAAAAUUAUGUUUUGUGUUACUUUGGGUUGUUUUAUUGGGGGGGGGCUUUUUUUUUUUAAUUGUCAGGAUUAUGAUCUUGCUGUUUUUAUUCCUUACGUAAUGUAUAUGAGGUGAUGUGAAAAGAUGACAUUUGUAGAGUAGGUGGGUUUCCUUGUACUUCUGCUUUGCUCCAGAAUUCAGUUGACUUCAGAGACAAAGAUGAAGCCUGAGCGGAUGGCCCAUCACUCACCUGCAUUUCCAGAGUGUGUGGCAGUUCCGCAGUCCCUGAGGAAAAAAAAAAAAAAAAAAAAAAAAAACACAGGGACCUGGGUUCUCCUUUUGGCCCUUUAAAAAUUCAAGGAACUGUCCCGGGAGACCUUUGAUAUGGUAGAAGAUACUUUUUGCCUUUGUUGACCAUGAACGUCAUGACGAAGUGCUUUCUUUUCUUUCUUCUUGUUUAAUAACAACAUUCCGGGCGCCUUCUUACAAUGAGAGAGGAUUUUUUUUUCUUCCAGAAGCAUCCCACAGACGUCCUAGUGUCAUGGGGCAUGGGCUCCAUAGACUAGAUACUGGAGGCCGUCCCUGGGGUCAGUCGGCCUGCUGAGCCCUUGAGCCCUGAUGUUGGAUGAAGAGUUGAGAAACUGAGCCUGACUCGGGGCUCUCCUUUUAAUGCUGCGAGGUGAAGUUUGAUGCCUUGACAGCAUACAUCUUACUACCCUCGGGCUGCUGAAAAGCCAAUGGUUAAACCAGCUAGAUUUGGAAUGUUUUUAUUAGUCAUGGGAGAAAAGAAAGCAGUAUUUUCUGGAAGAAACUUACCUUAAACAUCUUUCAUUAAACAAAAGAUGGAAGUGUCCAGAAAGCACCUAGAACAUAAGCAGGAGAAGCGAAGGGGAAGAUGCAGGACUGUGGGACAGCGCGUCGCAGGUGUUUCUGCCCAGACACCUGUCCUCCUGUUCCUGAGUCAACAAAACAAUGACGAGCUUUUCACAUCACCUUCAUAGUUUCAACACCCAGCUCAAAGCUUUCUGGAAUCUUUUAUUUUUUGUAAACUUUGUUUCCCCCUUUUGUUAAAAUGAAUAAAACAUUCAAUGUUU